CUCAUGGAGUGAGUGACCGGGGCUGUUUAAAGCGCCUUUGUCUCGGACUUGUCUGCAGCUUUGAUGUUCUUGCAGAUGGGAGAUCAGAUUACAGGAAUCAGACCGCAGGCUUUCAUUUGAGGAGCUGUUCAUCCAGCGCGGGACCCGGACAGACUCUGGAUCUUCAACCCUUACUGAGCGCAGAUCACCGGAGACCGACACACCGUGUCAGAAUGCCGCAGGCUCAGAUCCUCUCCAGGUUUCCUCUUCAGAGGAUACUCAUCCUUCCACUGUGUGUUCUGUUUGCAGUGAUGGCAGAGGAGAGAAGAGACUGCAGGGAACAGGAAUACAAGGAUAAGUUUGGGAGCUGUAUUCCCUGCCGGCAGUGCGACGCUGGACAAGAGCUCUCCAAGGAAUGUGGCUUUGGCUAUGGGGAGGAUGCCCAGUGUGUGCCCUGCAGAGCCAGUCGCUUCAAAGAGGACCGCAGCCUGCAGAAAUGCAAGCCCUGUCUGGACUGCUCGCUGCUCAACCGCUUCCAGAAGGGGAACUGCUCCACUACAAACAACGCCGUGUGUGGAGACUGUCUGCCCGGGUUUUACAGAAAGACAAAGUUACGUGGAUUUCAGGAUAUGGAGUGUAUCCCGUGUGGAGAUCCACCACCACCAUAUGAAACUCACUGUAUGGGCCGGGUGAAUCUGGUGCCUCUGCCGUCGACAGUGAGCAGUCCUCGAGACAUGGCUCUGGCCGCUGUGAUCUGCAGUGCUCUGGCCACUGUCCUCCUGGCGCUCUUCAUCCUCUGUGUGAUCUACUGUAAGAGACAGCUGCUGGAGAAGAAACCAGUAUCCAUGAGGGCUCAUGAGGGCCCGUUCCUGGGCUCGGAGUUGUCUUGUUUGGACCGGAGAGUGCUGGAGUUGUCCCAGAGACCCUGCUGUCACUGCACUCAUGGAUCAGAGCAGACGUGUGGUGGCGUUCAGCUGGUGUCGUCUGUGUGUUGUGAGGAUGUCUGGAGUCAAAACAGAAGACGAGAUGCUCCAGCCUUUCACUCACACUGCAGAAUCUCUGACAAUGGCAGGCUGACGAACGAGUCGGUGGGCAGUCAGACUGAUAUGGCCUGUGCUCCUGAUGAAGUCUGGCCGCUCGUUCAGUCCAGAAGAACCACAGACAGUCUCCAGACCAACCAGAGGUGCUCCUCAUGUGAAGAGGAUGAGGAAGAAGUGCAGAUCUCAGAUCAGCGAACUGCAGAGGAGCCUGAGGAUGCCUCACACAAACCACUAAUACAGCAGACCACUGACACUGAAGGAUGAGCUGCUUUAAUCUCAGCGCCUGUUGUUCUCGGAGAGCCUUUCUGACGGUGGAAGAAGCAAAAGGAAGAUCCAACCUCAGAUUAAAGCAGGCCACACACACUGAAGACAACGGCUGACGAAAGACACUUUAUUAACGUCUAAACAAAACCACACUCCACGUUUAGCACUGACUGCUUAUGCAGUCAACCUGAAUGGAUUCUGCUAUAGAUCAAACUGCGCCUAUAUAUGUAUCUGUGUGUGUGGUCAGUUGUAAAAGACUGGGUUUUCAUCUAAUGAUUCAAACUUUGUUUUUCAAAAUUGUGAGCUUACAGUUGCAGUUCUGACUUUUUCUUUUUUCUUAUAAAGGCUCGUACACACUGGGAAGCUUUCGCUCAUGUUUAUCGUCAACGUUUUUCUGGAUUGAAAGCCAGGUGAUUUUCAUUGCUGUUAAGCAGAGUGAACAGGCAUAAUCACCCCCUGACAUUAGAUGGCAGUGAAACAGUCCAUCUGUGUCGUUAUAAUGGCGUCGACAAACUUGUGACUCUUUUUGUUCCGACACAAUGCAAAUAGCAGCUCCACAUUCAUCUUGCCUCGGUGCAUCAUCGUCUACAUUGAAUGAAAGUGAAGCUGGAAUCGUUUCCGUUUUGUGCUUGAGCACCUCCAAGUGGUGUUCCAAGUGGCAUGUAAACAAAGGUGCCAAUUGUUUUAGACGUGGCCGUCAAAACAAACAAACAUGAGGUAUUUUUUUAUUAAAAAUGACGAUUUUAUGCCUGGCCUUUUGCACAUUGGUACACACGUUCACAUUUGCUCCCUUUGUUUAGUCAUGCAGUGUUAAACCAAAAAUGCAUCGCAAUUUGAACGGACCUUAAUGAUAAAUGAUUUAAUUUACUUAGAAUUAUUAGCCCCCCCCUUGACAUUUUUUUAUUUUUUAUUAUAUUUCCCAAAUGGUGUUUAACAGAGCAAGAAAAAUUUCACAGUAUGUCUGAUAAUAUUUUCUCUUCUGGAGAAAGUCUUAUUUGUUUUAUUUUGGCUAGAAUAAGAGCAUAUUUAAAUUUUUUUAUAAACCAUUUUUAGGUAAAAAAUUAUUAGCCCCUUAUAUAAAGCUAUAUUUUUUCGAUAGUCUACAGAACAAACCAUCGUUAUACAUCAACUUGCCUAAUUACCCUAACCUGGGGUGCGUGUCCCAAAACCAUCGUUAGCCAACUAAGGUUGCAAGUUCUGUUAUUACACGCAUAGUUUAUUGAUUAACCGUUUCCCAAAUACGUCGCUCCAACGAACAUUCGCAAAGUGCGUCGCAAACUUGAGCACUCGCAACUACACCUCUGGAGCUGUAGUUAGAAACAUAGUUACUGAAUGUGUUCUAUUCCCACUUAUCCCCCCUAUACCCUAUUCAUUUUGAACAUUCAAACAUUCAAAGUUGGAAUUUUAAAUUAAAAAAGCAUUAAGGUCAUCUCUCUUAGGUGUAAUUUGCUUCCAAACUAUUUGGGGGGUUAAUAUUUUAGGGGGCCUAAUAAUUCGGACUUAAACUGUAUAUGCAAAUUUAAAUGACAGAAAACAAUUCUAACAAUAGUCAGAAUAGUUAGGUGUAAACCUAAAUUUGAAGAAUAAACAUUAGAAUUGCUCAAAAUAAAGUCUGAAUUGUGCUAAAUAGUUGGAUUGGGAUGAAAACCUAAACAAUUUCAGUUGUUAGAAAUAAAAGUUGCAAUUAUGAAAUAAAAGAAGAAGAAACGAAAUGAGCAGAUUUGAGAAAUCAAGUUGUGUGUAUGUUCACCAGCCUGUUGAAUUGUAGAUAUUGUAUCAUAGGAAAUAGAAGGACAAUAUUUUUAUAAUGUAGAUACUCAUCCUGUGCCUUCAGUCUCGCUGUAUGGUCUUUUCUUAUAGAAAUCGACUCAUCAAAUGUUUUCAAUAAAGUUUUACAAACCUUA
Messenger RNA from Danio rerio (zebrafish), 3187 nucleotides. It is a transcript of the gene tnfrsf19, whose product is annotated as tumor necrosis factor receptor superfamily, member 19. Gene Ontology annotation, molecular function: signaling receptor activity. The record is from RefSeq and is marked provisional. Gene Ontology annotation, cellular component: membrane. NCBI's taxonomy places the organism in Eukaryota, Metazoa, Chordata, Actinopteri, Cypriniformes, Danionidae. Gene Ontology annotation, biological process: positive regulation of canonical NF-kappaB signal transduction; positive regulation of JNK cascade.